This is a messenger RNA of Parasteatoda tepidariorum (common house spider), 1578 nucleotides long. RefSeq lists its product as uncharacterized. The record is from RefSeq and is a predicted model, not a curated record. NCBI's taxonomy places the organism in Eukaryota, Metazoa, Arthropoda, Arachnida, Araneae, Theridiidae.
AAAAAGUCUCAUUUUGCUGCAUUAUUGGCAAAAGCAAGCUCAUAAAUAAAGUUACCUCAGUGUAAAUCGUCGAACCAGUAUAUUCAGUGCAAUCGGUUGCUUCCGUUUAGUUUGCUCAGUAACGAAGAAUAUCAUUGCGAGUGGACGCUUUUGCACUUUAUCCGUGCUUUGAGUUUACACUAAAACUUUGCUUGUUAGUGUAUUUCGCAAUAGUAAAUAAAUGUGAAAAAUACGCUAAAAUUUGGAUAGUCGUCUUGACAUAUAACUUAAUUAGUAAAAUAUGACUCUGUUAAUGUCAAGUAUCUUUCGUAGAUUAGCAGCUUUUAAUAAAAUGUUUCAUUGCAGUAGUUAGUGGCUGUAGAAAUUUAAAACAAAACGUAUUUAAACUAAAGCAUGAGAUUUUAAUUGUUUUGUGUAAAGAGAUUUACCAGUGAUUUCGUUUUGUUUUACAUUUAUCUGAAUGAAGAAAAUGAAUGAAAAAAAAUAAAAGUUGUUGUUAAAAGAUAACUAGUGCUGAUAUCAAAUGGAUUCAACUGAAAACAAAGAACUAUCGACAUCUGAGGAAGAUGAUAAAAAGUUUGCAAGUGAAGCUGUAAAAUUUGUAAUUGGUCAUACUCGAAAUGGGUUUGUUUCAUUGUGUGCAAGUGUUGCAACAUUACUGAAAGAAAAAGCUAAUUUGGAAAAGGAAAAUGAAAGUUUAAAAGGUCAAAUUGAAAGUCACAAAAAAUCACUAAAUCCACCUUUUGAGUUAAAUUCAUUAAAUCAAGUAGAAAAUUGUUUGAGCUAUUAUGGAACUUCAAAAUUUGUUAGAGAUGUGGAUCAGAUAAAAUCGUUUAAGUUUAGGAGAAAAGAUGUUUGUCAAGUGUAUAGGUCUGUAAGAUAUUGUUUAUGCAAGGUAUGUGCCAAAGAGUUAAUGCAAGACAAAAUAUCUCCUCCUUUAAAAAAUGGUGAUAGAAUUGUGGUUGCUGGCGAAAUAUGUGGAUCCGUAGUAUAUUUUGGUCACAUUGAUGAAUUGAAUUUUCCUGAAAUAUUUGUUGGACUGCAUUUAGAUGAAGCAGUGGGUGAUUGUAAUGGAACUAUUAACAGAAAAACCUAUUUUGAAGUGCCAUCAGCAUAUGGUCUAUUGGUGCCUCUCUUCAAUGUAUGUUGUAUUAUGAAUUGAAUACUUUGUAAUGUAUUAUUUUGUUGAAUGAAAGUCUGUUUUUAAACGUAAAGUUUGGAUUGUUUGUAAUGUAAAUUGUAUUCAGUGGCAUACAAAAGUUUUAGCUCAGUAUAUUUGAUUACAACAAAAUAAAAUAAAAAUUAUUUGUCUUUGAAAACAAUUUGAUAUUUUCAAUACAGGAUACUAUUAAUAUCUUUUUAAAGUUUCAUGUAUUAAUAAUCAGAAGCUGAAAGAAGUUAUAUAAAAUAUACUGGCCGUAAACUUUUCAUGUUGCUGUAUAUGCAAUAAAUUGCGGUUGUAUAUUGUAUUACUGUUAACUUUUUUACUUAGUGGUGAAAAUGAGUUAAACCUCUUGAAGGAUAAGCAAGGUGUUAGCGUUAAACUACUAAAAAAAUUAAACAUUUGUGAGAAGUGAA